Molecule: messenger RNA, 29845 nt
Organism: Lymnaea stagnalis (great pond snail)
Lineage: Eukaryota; Metazoa; Mollusca; Gastropoda; Lymnaeidae
Source: the annotation of a GenBank genome assembly
GACAUGCGCUAUGAAUCAAAAUAAACGCCAUCUAAAAAUCUUCAUGGCUAGAUGCAGAAAUUUUUUUUGAAGUCAAAAUGACUACGUUUGCUGACCACUUUUGGGUAAGUUUGAUAAUUAACCUUAAAUGUUUAAUUAACAAUAUAUUAAAUAAGUAUAUUAACAUUUGAAUGGGCUCCAAUGCUUGCUUUACAUAAGAAAUGGAACGGAUUUCCAAAUUUAUGAAUGGAGUUGUUUCUCAAGAGGAAAGUAUCUUCUACUACUAUAAUUAUUUCGAACUAUUUUGAUAAAAUUGUCAUUGUUAAUAGCAAUAAUAAAACUAUUCGAAAUAUUUUCUUAGUUUUAACCUUAUGCUAUUUAGGAUUAGUAAUUUGAUAAAUAUUGUUAAAAUAGUACAGUGAAGCGUAUAAGAAGUGUCGUCAGACAGUGAUAGUCUAAGUCUAGUGUAUAUCGUGAAACCGGAAGUAGUUUUGUUGACACACCUCCUACCCUCUUCACAUAUAAGUAUCACAGUAUUAUUGUAUAAAAAAUGUAAAAAAGAAUUUAAACAUUUUAAAUUUUAAUUAUACAAUUUUUACAUUUGUAUAGACUAGAGCAAACUUCAAAUUUAAAAAAAAACAAGAAACCAGGGUCAACUUUCUUGCUUAAAAGUACUUACUUUAUGACUUUAUGAGCAAUAUCAGAAUCAGAUCACUGAGAUUGAGAUCAUUAACCUAGACCUAAACUUAAACUGUAAAAGUAAAGGCAUCUAAAGCAGUAAAGAAUCAAGAAUCAAUAUUCAUUUUUAAAGGGGGAAUUCGUUUAUAGUUUUUUUGCUUUGGUACUAUGGCCAUGGAAUAACUAUGGCCAUGGAAUAACUAUGGCCAUGGAAUAUUUUUUUAUGGACCAUGGAGAUGGACUGCCUCCAUAUUUUAUGACCCGAUUUCGCUGAUCGCGUCUUCAGCUGUAAAUCAUGUUUUAAAGAAAUUUUGUAACAUUACUUUUCAGGAUUAAUGCUGAUUGUAAAGUUCUCAUAUUUAAAAAGUAAUAAUAAAUUUAAAAAAAAUAAUAUGCUAUAAUAAUACAAUUUUAACCUAUUAGCCUAUAUAGUUAUGUCCUAUGCAUUAUCAGUAAAUCGAAUAUAUAAUAUAUGAUAUGGCCUUUAUUUACCAAGUCUAAAGCAUCCGUUAUAAAUAUAAAUGUCUAUUGUAAGACAGCGUGUCAAACUAAAAAAAAUUCUGGUUAGGGGCCACUUAAUUUAAACUUAUGCACAUGACUAAUUAAUUAAAGCUUUCCUUGACCAAUUUUUCAAUUCUUUUAUAAAUGAAACUCUGAGAAUAUAUAGAAUAGUCAAAUGUAAGUGACUGAAUGGUUGCCCAUGACAACUGCACUGAAGAUGGCAAAUUAUGAAGCAUAAUUAUUUGCAUCAGUUUUAGAUGUCUUACAUUUUAACUGAUCAUUAGUUCUUAGUAUGAUAUAAUAUGGGCUUAGUAAUUCUCCUUUUGCACUCAUAUCAUUUUUGGAUUAGCCCCCCCACCCCCUCACUCCAGUUAACCGGCUGCUUCAAAUAUGAAACAUAUUUAUCACACAAUCUGUGAUUUAAAUCAAAAGAAAAUCCUUAAAUUACUCAUAUUAUCUUAUGACGCUGUAUCAAAUGUAAAUGUUUGCAUAUUUUUGCAAAUAUCCUAUUGAAUCCCACAGUUUUCUUCAUAAACUGGUUUGGAAAAAUAAUAACAUCCAAUAAUGUACAACUCUCCACCUCUUGUCAAAUUAUUUUAAAAGUUAUGCACAAACAUUUUUUACAACUAUAGUCUAAAAAAGAUUUUACAAAUACACAAAUUUUCCCUGGUGUACGUAUGUUGAAAUAGAUGUUAGAUACAUUUUUUGCGUACAUGUUGUUGAUAGUUCUAAAAAUAGUAACGUUACAUAGUGUGCUGUGACAUUUUACAACUUGGAAAAUGACAAACCCUAUUAUAUUGUAUUGACACCCCUCCUAUUGCUGAUGUCUUGCAAAUAACAGCACUUUAUCCAAUGUUAUGAUUCACACAAGAAAUGGGUGUUUUGAUGAGCGGCAUUGCAAUGCACAUUAAAGCAGUGCAUCACUAGCAUUAGUGCCGCCUGUAGCUGGCCAAUAUUUUUUCUCCCCUACCCCCUUCAGCAACCUGCGGACAAUGUUUCUCACAAUAUACAGAAAAAGGUUGCAGUGUUAGUUCUUGACAAUAUUCACCAGAACUUUUUAAGUUCAUUUGAAUACACCAAUUGUUGUCAGCUCACAGCCCCUAGCUUUGUAUUGUUAAUAGCCACUGGAUAUUCUGUUUAAAGGUUAAACAAAAAGACUUCUAUCUCUUCUAGUUAUAUGGGAACACAUUAUGUAAUAACCUGUCUUAUUUGAUUAUGGCUUUACAAAAAGUAUGUAAAAUUUCUUUAAAAUAUAUAAUUUUAAUAAAAUCUGUAUUAUUCUUGAAAUAGUAGUUCCCCCCCCCCCGCUUUUCCCUAAACUGCCCCCUUAAGAACCAUCUUGGUCGGUAUUGCCCCCUUUAAGAGCCACAGACUAUGGUAAUAAGAUAAAUAAUACCAUAAUGAUAAUAACUUAACCAACAGGUCUAAUAAUUUGGGCCUAAUUCUAAAAAAAAUGUAGACCUAUACAAAAAACUCAAUUUCACUUAAGUUAAAGAAAAAGGAUUAGCCUAUUCUUCACAGAUUAAUAGGUCUACACAGUGCUUAACAAACAAUCAACAGAGACUAGUUUCAUGACAACACAUAUACAUUUUCAUUGUUAUUGUAGGCUUAGUACCUACAGUUACAGUACAGCCUACAAAAUAUUAUAUUGAAACUCAUUUUUAACACCUCCUUGUUAUCAUUUUUCUGGCACUGAUAUUUGCCAGAGUCAAAACUUGACAACUUAUUCAAUUAUUGAGUUUUUCUUAGACUUCUUAUGAAGACUUUUCUUGAAGCAAAAAUCGUAAACUAAGACCUAAAGCUUAAAUUUUAUCUGACAUUUUGUCCUGUUAUAUCAUAAUGUGCUUCAAUAAAAGCUAAAUCAGUUGGCCCUAGACUAGUUUUAAUGUUUCAAUCUUUUUUACUUUGUAAAAGCAAAACAUGCUAAUGCUAAGAAAUUUAUUUUCUCUAAAUAAAAAAACCCACAAGUAUGUUGUCAAUAUAUCACUAAUUACAAAUAUGCUCUUUUUAGGGUCCCAAGAACAAUGGAUACUUUGCUCUGUAUCAUAAUAUGAAACAUGGUCAGACUUCAACAAAAGAGCUUAUAGACUUUCUCAGAGAAAGGUUUGCCGUUUAACUUUAAACUAUUUUUGCCACAAUAAUUUAAGAAAAAAGUGUUGAUAAAUGCAAGAUGAAAGAGAAGCUAAUAAUGAACUAAUAAAAAAAAAAAAAAAAAAAAAAAAAAAAUAAAAAUUUCUUAAAAAUUAAAAAAAAAAAAUCUUUCUCAGAGAAAGGUUUGCCGUUUAACUUUAAACUAUUUUUGCCACAAUAAUUUAAAAAAAAAGUGUUGAUAAAUGCAAGAUGAAAGAGAAGCUAAUAAUGAACUAAUAAAAAAAAAAAAAAAAAAAGAAAAAUUAUAACUUCCUUAAAAUUGUUAAGCUAAUAAUCUUUAAAAGCAUAAAUAAAUUCAUUGAUUUCCUUAUCUGCCAGCUGCACUGUUGAGGAAAACUAUAGCAAGUUGCUAAGUAAAUUGGCAAAGUUAGCAGCCAACACACCUCCAGUUGGGUGAGUAGUUCAUUCAUGGUUUUUUUGGAAGCCUCUUUAUUUGGUAAAUUAGUGUAAACUUUUUAUCAGACAUAUACGGCAUACUUACAUGCUCAAGUUAAUCUGGCAGAGAUGGAUAGAAUCCAGAAUUGACCAAAUCAGGCAACUGGGCACACUGAUUACACAUUGUUAUACACAAUAAAAGAACUCUUGUUGCUUUUAAAUGAAAGAUUUGCAAGAUGUGAGACUGAUGUGGAACUUACUGUGAAAUAGUUUAUUACUCAUGGAUAGUGUUUUUUUUUUCUUUUUUAAUAAUGAUUGUGAUCAAAAGUAGUCAAGUACUUUGUCACAGUUUUAGAAAUUACAUAACGAAAGUAUGGAAACAUAUAAAACAACAUAUAAAGUAACCAUUUAUGAAUGCAAUUCAUUUUAUAUAAUGUAAUGGUUUUACAAAAAAGAAUAUUUGAAAAUAUAUUUCUUAACAUGUUACAGUUCUUGUGGGUAAACUUCAGUGCGGCCCAGGUUUAAUAGGUUAAUUAAUUCAACAAAUGUUAAACAUUAAUUUUAUAUUUAAGAAAAAAUAUAUUCUCGAUUUUUAAAGGAGUGUUUUUAAAUAUGGAGAUUAUAUAAACUACUGAUUUGUGAUUAUUGGUUUUGAAAACAAGAAUCAGUUUUUUUUUUUUUUUACAACACCAUAAUCGAAUUAAAUUUAAAAAAAAAUAAUUUAAUAGCAAACUAUUAGCACAAUGAUGGCUGCUGCACCAUAGUGACAUUUAGGUGGCAUGUUGUGCAUUUAGAUGUGGCUAUUUAUGAUUCUGAUUAAUAUAACAGUUUUUAACCAAGGUAAUUUUAAAGUAAUUCUUGAAACACAAUAAGCAGCAAUCCUUUGUCAUUAAGCCGCUAUUAUAAUGCCCAUAUUGCCUUAAGAACAAUUAUACGACCAAUAUUCUUUGCGCAUUUUGAAAUCCUUGUGCAGACUGUAGAUAAGCUAACAUUCUUUAUAGAUCAAAUAAAUGGAUAUAUUUUUUUAUAACAAAGUACAUAUUAAUUUCAGCACAUAAAUAGAUAAAUAUUCUAUACCCAAGACAACAUUUUAUAACUUAAGUAUUUUUCAGACAGUACAAUCAGCCAUCAUAUGCCAUGCAACGUAAUCCCUUUAGUGACAACAUUGACUUAAUAUUAGUGAUCAUUUAGCAAUGGUAAAUGCUAGUAAAUUCUGACAGACUGGAGAACAAAAGAAUUUUAAUACCUUUUGGUCCUAACUUUAAGGGAAAGAAAUCACUCUGAUUGAGUUUCACCCUGAACUCAAGUUUCUGUGAUUAAGAGGAUGGGAUUUAUCCUCAAACAUUUUUUUUAGUUUUACAACAGCAUUUUUUCUUCAAAUCGUCUUCAAGGAAGGUUUAUUAGUUUGUGUGAUAUAACUAGCUUUCUUGAUUAGUCUAUUUAAUUGGUGUUUGAUGUUAGAGGAUGAAUUCCCACACCAAGCUAUUAAUAUUGUUCAUUAGGCAUCAAAUUGUUGCACUGUAGAAUAAGCUAAUAACUUAGUAAGAUAGAAAAGUCAUUGGUUGACUUUUUUAUACAGAAUGUAUCAUAAGGAUAUAUUUUAUACAAGAGAGGGGAGAAAACACAACCUUGUUGUGUCCGUACUUAUUUCUUAUGUUAAUGAUAUUUGGUCAUUCACCUUGUGGAUGAUUUGUUUAAAGGUUCAUUAUCCACACUUGAGUAUUUAAAUUUACAAGCAAAAUGAACAGAUGGCAUAUACGUCCUCAAUUGAAAAUACUAAAACUAAUAAAAUACAACACUAAACUAAAUUAAAAGAAUUUUAUAAUAAAAAAAUUAAAGUUCCAUUUCUAAUAUAACUUUUCUACUCUUCACAGAUCUGUUAUCAAUAUACUUACUCUUUGUAUGCUAAGAAAAAAACAAUUAUCAUAUAAUAACUCCAAUUUUUCUCUAUAGUUGGGUUGCACAGAGUUAAGUUUAUCAUUCAUGCUUUUGGGACUAUCUUAGACUGGACGCUUUUUUUUUAGAGGUUAAAUUAAAAAAAAAAAUUCAGGUUUUUCCCCUACUCUUUGUUUUUUAUUUCCUAUAAACCAUGAGAACUGGUUUGGAAAUCAGAUUUUAAAAAUAGAUAAUUAGUUUCUGAAUAACAGAUAAUAACAUCGCUAAUAUUAUUUAAUUGACAUAUUACAGUACGUUCGGGCCAUUUUGGAAUGUGCUAAAAUCACUGAUAGAAAAACUAUCCAGUCUGCAAAUGCAGUUGGUUCACACUUGGUCUGAUCUCAUAAAGGACAUGGUGCGCUACAGUGAGGAACAACACAAGCGUCAUAAAAUGGUAAUGCAAAUAUUACUUUGUAGUUUGCUCAUUGUAAAAGUAGAUCUUAUAUGUUUUUAUAUAUAGCAAAAUUUAAAAAUAAUGCUAUGAGAAGCACUAUUAUUCUUGGCCAAUAGUUAAAUUUCCAUGAAAAGGUGGGUCUUUUUUUCUUAACUCGUUAGCAUGGGCUGUGAAAUAUAUUUUUUUAUAAAUAAAUAAUCGUUUUAAAAGUCAGAAUGUCAAACUCUCUUUUUUAUGAUAAUUAAAUGUAUUAAAAAUUAUCGUUGUUAUUACAAUAUUGGCUUUAUUUGUUUAAGCAUUGGGUCAGUAGGAUACUUUAAAAUUGUAAUUUAAUCUUUUCUAAAAUGAACAGAUAAAAGAGAAUGAACAAGCUACUCUUGAUUCAGUACAAACCAUUCAGCAAACUACUACAGCUUUACACAAGGUAGGAGAAACUGUUAAAAUUUAGUUACCAAUUCAAAUUGAUGCCUUGCUAAUAAUAAAAAUUUUAAUAAGCAGUCUACAGUGAUGCUACUUCCUUGUGAUGUUUAAUCAGAAACACCAUAUAUCAAAUCUAAUCCCUACCUCUCAUAGGCUAAAGAGAUUUACCACACCAGGUGUUUAGAGAUGGAGAGACUCAAAAGGGAUAAUGCUUCUCAAAAAGAUAUAGAAAAGGUAAGACAUUUGGUUUUAGUCCAAAAUAUAGUUUCAUAAAUUGUAAUAAAUUGGAUUGAUACCCAGAUUUUUAUGAUCUGUAAUUGGAAGAAAAAUUGAUUUAAUAUUUAAUUAAUAAAUUAAAAGUUUGUUCUAAGUAUCAAUGAUGAAUGGAGAAAAAACUAAUAAAUGUUUCCAGACUUCUUAGAAACAUCUGACUCAAGUAAAUUGACAUAUCCAAAAAUUCAAUCAUAAUUUUAUACUUGCUUUUAACUGCAAUUUUUUUCUCCUUCUUCAGGCUGAAGUGAAAUAUAAAAAAGCCUGUAAGUAUUUGAUUUACUUUUAUUUUCUUUCAGUAUCUGAAUGAUAAUUGCAUUCAUAAGAAAUUACUUUUCUUUUCUGAUUUCAUUUAAAAGCUACUGCUUCAGAUCCCUUGUUAUCAACAUACAUAAUUCUCUGUGUAGUAAUGUCCUCACUGAGGCUAAGGUUUAAUAUCACAUUUUACAAAAUUCCGUUAAGUGCGGUGAAUGCGAUUCUUAAAAACUUUGCAGGUACAUUAGGUGUGUAAAAUUUUCUUUUGAUAUACGGAAAUAGUCUCAAUUUAAACAUGGUGUUAUUAAUCUGCGGUAUAAAAGGGGGUUGGACAUAAGAAUAUCAAUAUAAUUCAAGGGCUUGAAAAAAGUUUGCGGAUGCGAACCUGGGGUGAGGACCACUGAGUGGGAUUCUUAUAAAGGGCAUUACUUGAAUGCAUGUUUUGUCAAAUAAGUAGAUGGAAAGUUCACGCAUUGUGGCCGCCAUUGUUUUGCUGACUAUAGCUAUUAACAAAUUACUGUCUUUAUUAAUUUCUUUCCCUCACAGUGGAGGAAUACAAAACACUUAUAGAAAAAUUCAAAGACGUACGGAAUGUAUUUGAAGAGAAAAUGAUAGGCUCUUGUCAUGUAAGUAAUCAUGUCAGAGUAACAUUUUUUUAAAAAGAAAAGCAUUGAUUAAUAAAAUGUUCCUAUUUAUGUUUUUAAGUAUCAAAAUUAAAUUAGUCAUCUUAGUCUUAAAAAAAUUUUUCUUGAAGUAUUAGUAAAAAUUAUAUUUGUAAUGAAAAAAAUGAUAUUCAUAAUUCUAACAUAAAUUAAUAAAAUUAUAUUUAUUCUCUACUGGAAUAUAAUAUUGCUAUGUGUACCUUACAUUGCUCUAUUUGAUGAAAAUUGUAUUCCUAAAAUAUUGAAGGAAAUGGCAUUUAUGCCUUAAAAAAAGUUUUGUAAAAAAUGUAAUGCCUCAAAUCACUUGUUCAGACUUACUUAUGGUAAGUAGUUUUAAAACGCAACAAAAAUUAAGUAAUAUUAGUUAUUAAACAAAUAAAGCAAAAAUAAUGAAAUCAUUUUUGAUAUCAAAUUUUUUUCAGUUGCUAGGUUUAUAUGGUUUAAAAUUGUGGCUGCCAUUGUCUUAAGUUACACAUAUUUUGCAGCAUUAUCAAGAGCUUGAAGAAGAGCACAUAUGUCAAAUGAAGGAUUUCAUAGACACCUUUGCUAAAUCAUGGGAAAAUGAACAUGCCUUGUUGGGACAGGUAGCGAUUUUUAGUUGUAUCUUAAUUAAAAUUAAUUAUAGGAUUUAUUUGACAAAUCCAGAGAUAUUUUGGUACCUUCUGAAUGGUCAUAAAAAUGAAAUAUUUCAAAUGUAGUAAAAAAAAAUUACAUCAGCUUCUUUCUGUUUAACUCAGAUUCCUAAUAAAUAAAAAAUAAUUAAAAUAUAACAAAAGAGCUUAUGGAUGUGUGUCAAAAACAUAAUUUCAUAAAUAGUUCCAUUCUUGCUUCUGAGGGCUAUGUUUUUAAUAAUUGUAAAGCGCUUAGAGCUUUAUGGUAAGCGCUAUAUAAAAUGCCUAAAUAAAUAAAUAAAUAAAUAAUCGAAUGAGUUCUAAAAAUUCACCUUUAGGUGCAUCAAGAAUUUAAGCAAAACUGUGAUGAAAUGACAGUCCAGAAGCUCAUAACCACAUUUAUUGAGAAGAAGGGAACUGGCAAUGAAAAACCAGGUUUGAAUAGAAAUUAGCUCACAAUAUCUUCUUCAUUUGGGCAAAAAAAACAAAAAAAAUAUUAGUUGAUAUCUUUGAUGAGGAGGUGCAUUUAACUUUAACUUAGGACAUUCAUUUACAUUUUUAGAUGUUGCUAUUGAUUCAAGCUAGACAUUCAAACUUUAAUUUGGAAACCUAAAAGGAAACUGAAAAAUGUUUCAAUAUUUAGUUAAAUAUCUACUAUUUUUGUUAGCGAUUUCAUUUCAGUCAAUUAUUUCUAGUAUGUAGAAAUUUAUGCUUUUAGUGGCUUACAUAUCAUCAUUUUCCCCAGGUCCUAUUGAGUUUGUGGAGCCUGACUUAUCCUCCCUUCUAGUCAACAGACCAAUGUCUCCUGAACCCAAUGUUGAAAAAAGAGACAGUAUUAUAGAGAAACAAAAACAAGGUAUUCAAUUUAUUUCAAGUUUUAGAUAUUCCCUUUUAAAAUUGUUUUCAUUUUAUUUUUUAUUAAGAUGUUGAUCUCCCUGAUCAAAUUGGGAAUGAUGUGUUCUUUUUUUAAAUUCUUAUUUCUAAAGAGAGACCAAAAAAAUAAAUAAAUAUAUAUACUGAAAAUAAGCAUGGGGCACGUUAAGACAUUUAGUUACAGUGUGAGCAUUGAUUGUCUUUAUAAGUCUGGUCUAAACCCUUUGUUCUCAGCCAGUGCUACAAGUAUAAUGGAAGUAAAAAAAAAUUAAGAAAAAAGUAAAAAUAUUUCUUAGUUGUCUGACCUCAAUUUUAAUGCAGAUCUCUUUUAUAACUGAGAAAAGUAUUUUUGUUAAAAAUCCUCUAAAGAUGAGUAGGUUGAAAGCAACUAGGAAAAGACCAGUGCUAUCCUCCUAUAUUGUUGGCACAGCACAUUAAUGUUUGAUGUUGUUUUUCUAUUUAAAAAAAAAGUGACUGCCAUAUAGGAUAGUUUUUUUUCAAAUGGUUUGACUGUUACCAUAUUGUUUUUUUCCCCACUUCAAAAUUAAUCUUUUUCCAUGUUAUAGGUUAGAUUGAAAUAGUGCAAUUAAUCUUUAAAGUAUAAUUUAUUAAUGGAUUUGAGGUUGUAGAUUUUCAUUAUACAUGGUUUUGGAUUUUAACAAAUAUAUCCCAUUACAUUACUUGUAACUGUUUUUAUGCUGGUUUCAUAGCACCCUCUUCUGAGAGACUAGCUCACUUAAGGCAUAAAUUAACUGGAUUAUCAAUUUUGUCUUAUUUUUUAAAUAUUCAAAGCUAGAAUAAAGGUUUCAUUAAUAAGUGUUUUAAUAUAUUUAAGACACUUAUUGAAAGAACAAGUCUUCAAGACACACCUCUUAAGGUGUCAUAUAAAUUGAGUGGACAUAAUUAUAUUGAACUUGACCAAGUGUAAAUAUUUGUAAUUCACUUUCAAAGUGUAAUUAUUCCUAGCCAAAUAUCAGUUGUGGAUAAAAUUCGCUGAUACACAUAAAAACCUGUACAGUAUGAUUUAUGAUGAUAGAAAUAAAAAUAAAAUCCAUAUUAAAACUGAAUAUUAAUAAUAAAUAUUUGGAAAGGGGAAUUGAUUUAUACCAUGCUAACCCAUUAUAAAUAAUAUAAACACUUUGAUUGGAUUUAUUAGUUCUUUUGAUGAGUUUUAAAUUAGACCAACAGAGUUCAUGUAGUUAUAAAUUUUGAAUUUGUUAAAUGUUACUACUAAAAGUUUUCAGGUGCAGCACAAUGUUUUUGUAUAUUGUUUAAUUUACAGAUACCCCAUCUGUUAAUCCACCAAUGACAUUCACUGGUAAUAAAAUUCAUGAUAACUGAAUAUUUCUUUAUAGUUCACAUUUAAAGAAACAAAAAAAUGCUCUACUACAUUCUGCUGAUAUCAUUGCAAGGUAUACAUGAUACAGGGAAAAGAAUGUUAUUUAAAAAAGAGAAAAAAAGAUAGACCUUUGAUUUUUCAGUAAAGCAUUUUUAUUUUCUUUAAUCUGUGUUCUGACAAUAGCUCAUCAUUAAUUACUACAAUAAUACAUAACAAAUUGUUGUGCAAGUAAAUUAACAUUUUACAGAGUGAUUAUUUUGAGUUUUAAAGUUUUAUACAGCUUUGACCCCUUUUUGGUUUAUUUCAUUUCAAAAGCAACCUCAUGUUGUUUCUGUGUGGAUUACUUUGACUUUCACAUCCUCACCAACCCUUUUGAAAUAAUAAAAAAAAAAAAAAAUGUCUGAAUACUGAAGAAAACAUAACUUCGAAGAACUUUUUAUUAUUUUAAAAAUUUUAAACCAUUACUCCUACAAUAGAUAUUAUAAACUGGUAAAUAAAUUAUUUGAAUGAAACUAUUUAUUUUUAUCAGCUGUCAAGUGCUUAUUUAAAAAUUAAGUUAUUUAAAAAACACACAAUUUGCAAGAAUACUGAAAAGAACUUAUUUGAUAAAAUGUAUAAAAAUUAAAAGAAUUGAUUUAAAGUGCUUGAUUUAAAGGAAAUAAACAGGUCAAAGAUUCAUUUAUGAUUGACUGAUUAAUUAGAAUUUGAAAAUUGACUGCUUGAGUUAGACAGUAUGAAGGAUUAAUGGUGUCAUUAAAUUAACAUAAUAUGUAUAUGCUCCUAGUUUCUUUAAUUUAAACAUUAUUAUAAAUAAAUGCUAUGUACUAAACAAAACACAUGGCUUUAUUAUUUUGAAGAUUAUGUAAUAUUUAUCAAGAAAUUAAAAUAGCAAUUGUGCUUUUUCAAUAUGAAUACAAGUAUUCCUACUACGUCCUAUACUUGUAUUCAAUAUUUUAUAUGUUUUACUAAGCAAUACAAGUACCCCUCUUAUUUAUGACAACUUUUUAAUUUUUUAAAACUACUUAAAAUAUCAAGAGCAUCUACUAAGCAAAUUAUUUUACCACACAUAAUAUCGACAAGAUAAAUAGUCUCCAUUCUCAACAAUUGUAAAAUCAAAAAUCAGUCAGUGGAAAUAAAUAAUAGAAAUUAGUUUAUUUAACUCAAGACACUUACUCACCUUUUAUUAAAGAACAUUUUUGUUUUGUUUUUCAAUGAGUCCUGUGGGGUUUAUGUGAAGCUAUUUACACCCAUCAUAAUGAGUAGUAGGUGCCUCUGCUGUUUACACCCAUAGUUAUUACUAGAAUGUAGGAGGCAAUGCUUGUUUGCACUGGGGGCAAAAGGUCUAUGGAAAAAUCAGACUAUUUUCCUUGGGUUAAUUAUUUUAACAAUUUUUUUUUGUAGUGUAAACCCCCUAUAAAUAAAUGGUGCCAACUUUGCCACCCACUUAAAUCUUUUGAAAUAUUUUUAGACAUUUAAUUAAAAGAUCAUUCGUGUAAGUUUAUCAAAAUACUGAGCUUUAUCUUAUGUAUUUUCCAAUACUUUUUAGGCAUAGGCAAAGUUUUAACACAAAGACAAAUACAUAUUUAAUAACCUUGAUUAAUAAGUUGCAUCUUAGGAUACUAUACUUUUUGAGUCUAUCCCUUUUAAUGCAGAUACUGCCAAUGCUGUUAUCAAAAGAUGAUUUUUGUUUUUUUUAAUUUUUUGGUGGCUUUUUUUCAUUUGUGUGCUGUAAUUAUUUUUACAGCUAGGAGAAGAUAAGCUAGAAUAAAGGUCUAAUGGCUUAAGAUAUUGGCUUAAAAAAACAAAAACUGAAAGAUAAUAUUUUUAAAUUGAAAAUGCUACUUUGAAUUUUGCUUGAAUACUGUUAUAUACUGUCUUCACUUUAAAAACAUGUGAACGGGUUUCCUGAAACUUAACCUAAUUGACAAAAAACCCUAAACCACAUGUGGAUCCUGUGUGUUUUCAGAGGCCAGCGGAAACCCCAGCCCUGUUUUAUCUGACCAGCCAGGGCCCCUGAGUCGCAGCGUCAAGCUUCGCGUCUCUCGUACAUGUAAACAUCCUUACUCUCUUCCCCCAGAGUCAAACAUUUUGUUAACUUGCAUAGCUCUUAUCUGUUGCUGCUUUAUACAGUUGUUUGUUUCCAGUGAGACUCAAUUUAGCCAAAAACUUUUUCACUUUUCAAGGAUAUGACUUUCACUGCUAGAUACUUAAAUUAGCUAUUAAUUUUAUAAUUUAAGGCUUGAAGGAUUGAGUAGCUUUUCAUGCCUAAUGACCUGAAUCCUGUUAUUGAAUUAUAUUUAUGUUGUGCUUGAAGGGACUAAAAGAAAAAGUAAAAAUAUUUUUAGAUUGCUUUUACCUUCAUCAGAUUGAGUGAGUUCCAAUAAUAAAGUUUAAAAGUUUACCUUUAAGAGUUGGCUAUAAAGACUUGAAUUAUAUUUAUUUUAUAUGAUUUAAAAUAACAUUUAAAUGGUUUUACUUGAAAAGUUAAAUUACUUUCGUUAACUGAGCCUCACUUUUUGAUUUUUAAAAAUAUUAUAAUUUGCCUUUGUCACUUUAGGAAGUGAAUAUAUGACAGUAAUAUUCUUAUAUCAUCAACCACAUUUUUUCUUAAAUUUAUUCUAUCUUUACUUUGGCUGUGGUAAUUUGAUUGUGCAGCAAGUAGAUAUGGCUUAUUAAGAAAAGAUGGCUUCCUAAACUGACUUCUAUAAUUAAUUGCCUAGAUUUUGGCUUGGUUCUAAUAUUUGCUAUGUUGCUUCAUUUUGGUUUGGUAAUUGCAUAAGUUUCUAUGUUUCUAAUUUUGUUUUAUUGAAUAAUUACUCGUAAACUUAGCAAAGAAGAAAAAAAAAUUUCAGGGAAAAUUUACUUUUUGAAACUAAAAAUAUAAUGUCUAGGUAGUGCCUAAGUAUCCUAAGUUAAAAGAGCUAAAUAAAUUACAAGCUUGGAAUAGAAUUUAUAAAAGUAUUUACAACUUCCAAUAUUAAAAAGUAACUGGUUUUACAUUGAAUUAAAUAUAUCACAGAAAUAUAAGUAUCAAGUGGCUUAUUUUGAUUCAGUCAUAACUAGAACAAUAAAAAAACAAGAGUUUCUAAUUUUUUAAUUUUUUUUUAAAGCAUGUCUUAAUAACAGUAGGUUCUUGUUAACAUGGUGUUUUAGCUAUUUUACUAAAUAUUUUUAACUCACAUUUUAACAUGUUUAUAAAACAUAACAUUUUAGAAUUCAAUACCUCAUUAAAUAGAAUAAACUUAGUAAGGUAGUUUUAAAAAAAGACAACUAGAUAAUUCCUAUAAGUAUUUUUAUGAUUUUUAGAAUUUAUUUCAUUGCUCUGUCAUAUACUUGUAUAACUAUUUAUUUAAUUGAUUUCUCACUACAAUUUAAUGAAAUAUUUAUAUAUGUUCAUUAAAACUGUGACCUUGUACAUUCACUAAAAUUUCUAUUCUUGAAUUGUUGAGAAUGGAUUAAAUAAAAAUUGAAAAUUUAUCAAAUAUUAAAAGUAGAAGGUCACAGUUGUUGUUCAGGCAGCUCACUUGCUCUGUUUCAUGUUUUGCUUGAAUAGAAAGUAGAUAUCGUUUGCGAGUAUCGCAUGAUGUGUUAAGUGUCCUAAUGAAAACAAUGGUUGUCCUAAUGAAAACAAUGGUCGUAAGAAAUUUCAAACAUUUUAAAAUACAUUGUACAUAACUACCUAAUAGGAUAUAAUAUCACAUUUAAUUUUUCAUGAUUUGAAGACCACACUAAAAAAUCAUCUUCCAACCAUUUACAAUAGUUGUAUCCAUCAAAUGCUCCUAAAGAGUCAAAUUGUAGAAUUUUAAAGUUGGGAUCAUCUUUAUUUUUAAGAUUUAUGCUAGAUGGAUAUCCUGAAAUGACCAAAAUAUCUAAUAAAAAUAGAUCUUUUCAGCAUUUGAAAUUUAUUUCUAUGUGUUGAUUCAAUGGAAGCUUAAUUUAACUGUUGAAAUAAAAAGCUUUUUUGUUUUGUUCAAAAACGGCAUUUUAUGCUCAUCUUUGCCUUCUGUUUUUUUUUAAAUUUGAAAUGAUUAUGUGAUAAUGUUUAUAGAUAUAGAUCUUUUAAGUUUAAUUGUGUCUUUGAAAACAAGUUUCUGAAUGGUUUUUAUCCCCCCUUUUUUUUUUCAAAUCUUUUUUUUUAAAUAUUUCUGAAAAAACAAAUCCAUUUCACAUAAAUAUUAAGAAUUCCCAAAACUACUAUAAAUUUAACAGACCUUGCUACUCUGGCUGUUUUUGCUCACCUAGGUGCAAAUCUUUUUGAAAUAUAGUUUUCUUUAACCAAAGAAACUUCAACUAAAAUGUCUUAAUUGAGGAUUGGGAUCUAAGAUUUUAUAUUAAUCACUCCAUAUAUAUAUAUAUCAGAGAUUUGAUUUUUUUCUUAUGUGUUUAUUCAUGUGUCUAUAUUGCGAAUGCAUUUUUGUUGUUUGUAAUGAUCCAUGGUGAUAGCUACCUUGAGUAUUAUUUUUUCUUCUAACAAACUUCUUAGGCAAGAAAGAAAAUCCUUGUCAACUUCUCAAGGUGCAACAUAAAGACUGUAUUUUAGAUUUAGCAAAAAAAUAUGCAUUUUGAUAAAGAAUAAUGAUCUAAAUUAAUUAAACUUUACAAAAGAAUAACUAACAUUUUGAGAAUUUAACAUUUAAAAAAAUAUUAUUUUAUUUGAAAUGUACGAUUUUAAUAUAAAUAGUUUUAUAACAGUUCAUUCUAGUUUAGAAAACAAUCCAGGAUAAGAUUUUAAACAAGCUGCUUAUAUUUCAUUGGCUUUUAUGUAUGAAUAAGUUAAGCUGUUCUUAAUUUAAUUUCUUUCAUAAACGUAAUGCUUUUAAUUUUCCUUCAGGGUUCUUGAAGAAUAAAACAAAAAGAAAAGAAAAGGUCAAGAAAAAGGGUAAAAAAGACAAAGAUGAGAAAGACAAUGAAUCAGUGUAAGUUUUGUUGUCUACAAGAGCAUAGAAGUAAAGAAUAUAUUUUGCAUAGGAUGAAUGAUACUUGUUUUUACCAACCAUUGCAUUGGAGCUAUAGACUUGGUGCUUAUGGUGCCCAACAAAUUUUGAUCUAGAAAAAUGUAAUUAACUUUGGGGUACUAGUUGUAAGGGGCCCUAUAUCAUGUAAAUUAAUUUGUAUCUUCUCUAGAUGCAUAAAUAAAAUCAGAAUUUUUGUGUUUCUGAAACACACUCUGUAUCAUUUAAAUGUGUGCACCAAAUUGUAUUUUUACAAGCCACAUACUGUAUAUACUCGUGUAUAAGUCAAGAACUUUAGUCAUAAUUUUCAUUUUAAAACUCAGAGUUGACUUAUCCAUGGGUCAGUGCUAGUUUAGAUAGAAUUGUGUACUUGUAAUGCAGGAGGAUGUUGAGUUACUGGUAGGGCUAGUUUAGUUAGCAGUUGCUGCAGGUUGACCCAGAUACCGGGUUCACCCACACAGACAAAACAGCUGUUGAUGCUUGAAUGAAAUCUGAUACCAAGCCACAUGCCUCAUCACUGACUGCUGAGUCCACUCUCAUACCACCAACCACAAGAGAGUGUAGGCCUAAUGACAGAUGUUAUAGUUUAGUAUACAGUGCAGUGAUUGCUGCUAGGUAAAAUAUGACAAAAUGUUUUAAAAUUACAGUAUUUCAUAGCCCCAAGUUUUACCCUUGAUUUAUCCAUGAGUCACAGCAUAUUUCAUAAUUGUUGGUAAAAAGACUUAUAGAUGAAUAUAUAUAGUCAUUAAAUAUUUCCUUUAGUUUUUGCAUAAUUUUUUUAUUCUUAUAACUAAGUCUCCAGGACAGAAUAAUCAUUGUGGUGGGUUUUACAUUGAUAAAAUAUUAUUCAGCCAUACAUGCUAUGCUUUUAUUAAAGACAGCAUUAAAAUAUGAGGGUCCUUACAUUCUGAAUCUGUCACAUUGAUCCAGCCGUGUUCAAACACUAUCUUAUGUGUCACCAAAAAUAAUAAUUUAAAUUCUGAGACAUGGUGAUUGCAACACAGCAUCUAAGAUAAAAAAUCUAGCCUGUUCUUGUGUGGAGCAGCAUUCGGACAAAUUAAGAUAAUUUUCACUAUAUGGUUAAAGAUAAGAUAAGUUUAGUUCCUAUGCUUUGUAGGUAAAAUUCUAAGUAACAAAUUUAUGUGAUAUUUUAUUCUACAUAUCCCAAUCAUGCCACUCACUUGUAUAAUUUACAAACAUACCAACAGCUGCUUAUCUAAUGUUAUUUUGUUUGAUCUUAUAAAAAUCAUUUUAUCCUGACUCCAUGUGCAAAUCUGGUUAACUAAAUUGCUCUUAUAUUGACUUAAACAUUUCAGUGAAGCAGAAAAUCAAGAUCCAGUAAGUUUCAAUGUUUUUUCAUAAAACAUUUAACAAGAACAUGUUUGAUGGAUAUUUUAGAACGUCUAUGCGCAUUGUGUGGUUUAGAUAUAGAGAGCUAGCUGUAAACGAAAUAGUAUUUAAAAUUACUUCAAAAGCAUUAUUUUAUCUUAACAAAAAGUAUGAACCAUUUAUUCCUAAGUUUUUUUUCCUAAAUGAUUUCAGAAUAUUGAAGUUGAUGAGGAAGGUUACAGGAUACGACCAGAACACCCAAUGGAUCGUAUCCUUUUUGUGUGGCUGUUAGUUUAAGUUAACCAGCAAGAGCAUAAAUGAUGUUAGCUCAUUUAAUCAAUUUUUUUGUGUCCUUUUCAAUUGAAGAUAGCCUAAAAUGCUGAUAUAUUUGAAUGCAUUUUCCCAAAUGCUUAUGGUUAAUUAAUUUUUUAAAUGACAUAUUUUGUAAGUCUUUCAUCAUAUUUUUGGUAGCAAUACAUAUUGCUGAAUUUGUGUGAUAAAAGUCAGUUUCUGAGUUGUGAAGUCAUUGAUGCAUCAUCUAUUGGUAAAUGGCCAUGUCUCCGAGUUUCAUUGUAUUGCUGACCACUGAACCAGCAAAGAUUCUCAUAGUACCAUAAAUUUUACACCUUUUCCUUACAACAUAAAAAAGAUAAUGGGGAUAAAAACAGCUGGUAUUCAAGUGAUAGUGAUUCCGACUCAGGUUAGUGAUACACAUGAUCUUUAUUUUAUAGUUGUACAUUUUAUCUAAUCAACAACUGCAUUUUUAAAAUUUUGAUAAGUAAAAUUGUAUAUUGUUAGGAUAAGGAGAAGGUUAUGGCUUUACCAGGGGGAACUUUAGAGGAAUCUAACUGUGAGCAGAUACUUCUUAUUAAAAUGUUAUCUUUGUGUCAUUGUGAAAAUCUGCUUUUUCUUUCAUUUCUUAGAUGGUGAAGAGAGCAGAAGAAAAAUCAAAGUAGAAAUCAGGCCUUUAAGCCCCACUUGUGCCCCAUCCAGCACUAUUGAAGACAUCAGGGCAUCUGUAGAAGGUUUAAGAUUAUCACCCUCUGCAAUGGUAAGUAUCCAAACAAACUUAUUUUAAAUUUGAGCAUUUCCUAAAAAAAUGAAUUUUUACAACAACUUCAGUUCUUAUUUGAUGCAUUUUCUAAAUGUUUAAAAAUAGCCCCAAAGUAAAAAAAAAAUUAUAUUUUUGUCAAGGAGUAAGCUUAUUACAUUUAUCUUUCUAGAGAUUUGAGUUAAUAUGAACACAAUUGUACUAAGAUCUUUUUACAAAAAAAAAACCCACUACACUUUUUGUUGUUCGGAUUUGCAGAGGAAGAGGAGUCAAACUCCUGUGGACAAAAAAAUGAAAAGAUCACAGUCAGAUUCAGACACUCUAGAGUAAGUGAUACUGCUGUUUUUAUUUACUUUUGUAAUUGCACUACUUAUCUCUUCAUCAGAUGUAGCUCCUCUCAUGUUUUUGAUGUUUUCCUAACUACACACUGCUUUGUGAGCAAACUUUUUAUCUUCAGCAGUAAAUAGCUACUGCAGGAUUUAAUAGUUUAUUUUUAAAAAAAAAAGAGAUAUUGUUUUAAUUUUGAUCAAAUUUCUGGGUUUGUUUUAAAUUGCAGUAAACCAAGCAGCCAAGACCUUUUAAAUCUCGACUUCUUUGGCUCCAGCUCUGCAGCAUCCACCCCUACUGGUGUCAAUUACAAUGUGACCCUUCCUUCACCCCUCUCCCCCCAGACUGAGAUCAACUGGAACAGCACCAACAGCAGUGCAGCUACAACACCUUCCUCAAGUAUGUAGAAAUGGUUACAAUAUAUAUUUAUUUUUAAAUAAUUUUGUUUCGAUUGUUACACUUGUGCUCCUCCUCCCCGAUCCCCAACUUGAUUUUUUAAAUUAUGCUUUUAAUUCUGUUCCAGUUGUUUCCUGAAUAAAUAACCGUGGAAUUAAUAUUGUUAAAAAUAUUAUUUGAGUGGUUUGAAUGUGAAUGGAAGGGAUGGGCCUAGUUUAUAAGUAGAUGGAGAGAAUUUCUUUCAUACUGAAAGAAUGUUUCAUAUGAACAUUUUUAGAGAACCCAUUCUUCAGAACUGGAAAUUUGCUUAUAUCCUAUUUUUUGUAACUUUCAUUAGAAUGUAGUACCUGAAUGAAUUGUCAGUCUGUUGCUUAUGCGACUUUAUUUAUGAUUUAAUUGGAGAUUGCAAAGUUGCACCUGGUAUUGUAAUAUUAUUAAAAUAUUAUGCUAAUAAUCAGAAUUACCUUGGAGGCACUUAUAGUGUUACCAACAUUUUAAUUACAGUAUACUCAAUGUAAACCAAUUAAAAAUUGCCCACCUAAAAUAAAUAAAAAUAUCUGUGCAUGAGGUUUUGAUAAACAGCAUGGUAUUAUCCUCACUAAAAUGUUGAACAUUAAUUAACAAAAAAAUUAACAAUUUAAAAAAUGAUAUAAAACCUUACUUUCAGGAUUCCAGCUUCUAGCAGCUAAGAAAUUAACUAAAAGCAAGUAAUCAGAGUUUAAUAUGCAUUACUAACACAGUCAUUCUAAAAUACAUUCUUAAUGCAUUGUUUUAAGUUAUUUUUUUUUACCCACUUUGCCUCUUUAAAAAUACAUCUUUAUUUAAUGCAUUUCACCCAAUAUAUUUGUACUUUUCUCAUCACAUAUUUAUGUGUUUUUGUAUUAAUACUGAAUAAAGGUUAUACUCAAUCAUGCUUCCCAUUGUGAACACCAGUUUAGAGUUUUAAUUAGAAACAGUAUUUAAUAAGUUUAUAUGAAGCAAUAAUAUGAGUCUCUUUUUUAUUCUGACACAUCAAAACCCCUCAAAAGGCAUUAUAUUGUGUUAAUGGCAACAUUUUCAGACAGCUUAUUAGAUCAAAUUUUCAGACCCCCCACCCAAAAAUCAGUUUUUUCUGUUUUUCAAGUGGAAGAUGAAGGAAAUAUGAUGACACUGAUUACACGAAAUAAAAUUACUGAUAAUUGCGCAAAAUAAUAUUCUUUUUUUAAAAAGUGCAUAAUAUUUUCUUUCGUUUUUCUUAAAUGGUGAAAUAAAUCUGGGGUGUAAAAGGAGGUGUGUCAUUAAUAUAGUAGUUCAGGGGUGUAAAAACAAGGAGCUAUUGUUAGGGGCCAGGAUUAAUUUGAAUGCACGUCCAAUUUUUUAUGUCAAAUUUUCAGCCCCACCCACCAUUACUCGACAUUACAGGCCUGUUUACUCUUAAGAUUUUGGCGUACAGUGUACAAUUUUGAGAUGUCUUUUAUUAUUGUACGCAAAGACCUGUCGCAACUGCAAUUUUAAGAAACCAGGUUGAAAACAUAUACACUCUGAUAGUUUUUCUGAUUAAAAAAUAUUAAAUAAAAAGUACAUUUUUGGUUGUUAAACCUGCUUGCCGGUUGUCAUAUUUAUUUAAUUAAGAAUAAGCUUCUAAACUUUUUAUAAUUAGGAGUUAGGGUAAUUAAUUUCAAUGUCAUAUUUAUUUAGUUAAGAAUAAGCACACUGUGAAAGAGUGCCUAGGGGAAAAAGUGAUGAAGUUAUUUCCAUUGCAGUGAGAUUUCAUAAAGAUAAAUUUAUUAUGGUUUGUAAUUUGACACCUAACGAGUGGUCAUACUUUUCACUCCGAACAUUUGUUUUAAUCUCUCAAUACAAAAAAGUCAAUACUAAUAUCCUGUUGUGGUCAGAUCCUUGAUGUCAAGUCUCCUUCAUUAAUCCUUCCUGGGUGACAUACAUUGAUGCACAAAUGUAUAUGCACAAUUAUAACAUUACUUUGGUGUUUGCACAGUAAUCAUCAUUGUAUCAUUACUAAUCCUGUCAUGAUAUUUAAGAUUACAGUUUACAGGACAUGCGGUAAAUAAAAAAAUACCUCUUUUUAAAAAUGUGUAAUUCAGAAUUCAUGGCUAAUAAUGAAGGAAUUUUUUUUUUAAAUUUAUUUCGUGUUUCUUAUGGUGAAUGUUAACACAUAACUACUAUUUUAAUUUGGGAAUAAUGAUGAUUUCUCAAAAGACUGAAUUAUUUAUGAAAAGAAAAAUUAUAUUUUAAAACAUUCAAUCUACUUGUUUGCACAAGACGCAAAAUACAAAUUUUUAAAAUAUUAAAAUGUUUGAUACUGAGUUUGUCUCCCCUAACAUUCUCAAACAAUAUUUUUGUGAUGACUUUGCAGAUUUUGCAGACUUCACAAACCAUAGUAAUGGAAAACCCGCACUACCGAGUAUACCAGGUCCACUAACUCCUACUUCACCAUUGAGUGGCCUCCCCCCUCCAGUUGCUAGACCUCCUUCUAGGACAAGAGGCCUUAUAUCCCAGGUAGUGGGGUCCUAAGGAUGGAUUUUUGUUACUUAUUUAAUCAAAAUAGUGUUUAAUUUGUAUUGCACAUUAAAAUUCAAUAAGUGUUUUUUUUUUCCUUAUUUAGUGUAAAUAUACUAAUAUGAGAGGUGAUGCUUUAGAACUAGUUUUUACACAAAAAUAUCAAUGAAAUAUAUUAGCAGUCUAUUACAUUUUCAACAGUACCAUUUACCAUCAAAAGAAAAAAGUGAUACAAACUUAUUUAAAAAUUUGUAACUAUAAUCGAUGGCGAUCGACUUACUAUAAAUUUAAAAAAGCCUCUUCGAAUAAAUUUAUAUCACUGAUCAUUUAUUAUUUGUUCCAAUUUUAUCUAUAUGGAUGAAAUAAAUUUUUUAUUGGAUGCCAGCAUUAAACAAAAAACUUGUUUUAAAAAAAUUGAUGCAUUGUUUCGAUGUCAAUUUUUUAUUGGAUGUCAGCAUUAAACAAAAAACUUGUUUUAAAAAAAUUGAUGCAUUGUUUCGAUGUCAAUUUUUUCUCAAUAAUAGCCUCUUCCUUUCUUUCAGACUAAAAUGAAUGGACCAAAUCCAAUGAGUAGAUCAGACAGUAAUGGAAGUAUGACCUUCAACACCACUUCAAUGCCUAUAGGGUCGUCCCGGGGUCCCAGUCCCCUCACCAUUGGCAUGUCAGACUCUGUCCCACUGGCCAUUGCAUUUACUGAGACAGUGAAUGCUUUUUUUAAAGGCCAUGAUGCCAGCAGGUAAGUUCUUGUAAAAACAUUAAUUAUGCCAUUGUUUCAAGUGAUCCUUAUGCUGGAUGUGGUUAUAAAAUCUGACAUUUAAAGACACUGAUUAUGUGUGUAAACAUGUGGUUUAUAAAAAAACACAUAAUUUUUUAGUUUAAAAUACAAAUGAAAAUUGUGUAACGGGCCCAAACACUCAUUUGAAAAAACUGUUUACAAUUACUGAUACAUUUACGAUGUACUAAAUUUUUUUAGUUUUUUUUUUUUUACUAAGACAUGAAAUGUAAAUAAUAAAGAACUGGCUUUUUUUGUGUGACUUGAUUACAAAUUAUACCCUUGAGAUUAUUUAUAAUAUUGAAUACAUAAAUUAAACUUUUGAAAGCCUGCCAUAUAUUUAUAUUCAAGAGCUAAGGUGAUGAUAUAGUGUUAGUUAUAAAAAAAAUGUACUUUGAUAAUUUAUUAAUUAACGUGCAAAUUGUCUUUAUAUUUUUAUUUGCUCAUAGUUUUAAUUAUUAAAAAAAAACAGGUGUGUUGUGCGCACAAUUGGAAAUGUAAUGAUGUCAUUUCCUGCGGGUGUUGUUAGAGUGUUCACAGAAAAUCCAUCCCCAGCCCUGCUUUCAUUUCGCAUAAAGAAUGCAGACAAGUGGGAACAAGUCAUCACCAACUCUGCCAUUCUAUCCAAGUAAGUCCACCCUUAAUUGAUCUUAGUCCUAAACUGUGUUCAUUGAAACAUUGUUUUGUGUAUAUAGUGUAUAUAUUAUUGUCAGUUUAUGAGUAGGAUUAAAUAGGUGACAACUUUUCCUCAGUGUUGUUCAGUAAUAACUGGAUUUAAGGAUUGUUUGCUUUGCUAGUCUAUUUUUGAUGUAUAUAGAAUGCUUUUAUGCUUUUAGUGGCUGAUUCAAAAAUGAGUUUAUGGCAAGAUCGAUGAACAUCUUCCAUUAUAAAUGAAUUUCCAUCAAGUAACUUUUUACAUUCUAUUUUUUUAAUGAGUUGAAUGAUUUAAAAACAACAAUGACCACAUUAUCUCUCUCCUCCAGGGAUGAAUCCCAGAGUACAGCAGAUGUCCAUACUUAUGAGUUUAACAUGUCUAACUUAGUUGACCAUCUCAGGCAGCAAGGUGAACAAAAUAAAGCAGCUUCAUAUUUCAACAUAGACAUCCUUAAAUACCAGGUUAGUCAAGGCUUGUCUUAACUUUGUCUGACAAUAAUUUUCUCUGCUUUAUUUGCAGUAAUGAUGCACAUUAUCAUUUCAAAAAGCCUGUUUUAUCAGAACUGUUCAGUUUCUCAGACAUUGUUCUAUUUUUCUAUUUGUUUCAGGUAGCAAGAAAUUGCCUAGAAUUUUUUAAAACAAAUUUCCUGGUUUUCAAAAAAUAGCAAUUACGUCCUUUUAAUACAUAAUCCAAUAUUUAAUUCCAGGUAAAAGCCUUACCUGGUGUAGAAAGCACCCCUCUACCUCUAGUAGUGUACUGGAAAUGUGACGAUGCAUCAACAGACUUUCGCCUCGACUACAGAUAUAACCCCUCAGCAAUGUCUUCGGCUGUCACAUUGAAAAAUGUCAACGUCGCCGUGCCAGUUGAUGGAGAUGUCCUUAAGAUGCAAAGUAUUCCAACGGGCAACUGGUUGGUUGAUUUAAUUUGUUCAGUGACUCUAAAAUGUUAAUUCAAACCUGUUAUUUUUUUAAAAUUAUAAAAUGCAUGCUGUUUAAAAUUAAGGUUCUGUUCAUUCAGCCUUACAAAUAUUCUUCUCUUACCAUCUCAGCUUAUUUGCAUGCACAAAUUUUCAAAUCUUUAAAUUAAAAAAAAAUCAAUGAAAUACAACUUUUAAAAAAACUUAUUGAAAAAAGGUUCCAUUAAAUAUAUAAAACAAUUAUUGUAUUAAUGUAUCUAUAUGAGAACAAGUAAUCACCCACUUAAACAAGUUUUAAAUAUCUGUUAUUCUCAUGUUUGCAUUAGUUUCCCAUUGCUUUAUUUUUUUGAACCCCUGACCCUGAAUGUUGUACCUAUGUAGGGAUGCAACUGCCAAACGAGCCACUUGGAAACUCAAUGAUAUUUCUGAGGUUAGUGAGCAGGAGUCGCAAGGCUGCAUCCGGGCCAAAUUUGAAUUGAGUAAAGGUCCCACGAAACCAGUGACAACUGCCAUGCAGUUUGCUGCAGAGGGAGCCACAUUAUCGGGUGCAGAAUUUGAGCUGUCUGGUACUGGUUACAGAAUAUCUUUGAUGAAGAAAAGAUUUUGCACUGGUAUGUAGGCAAAUUUUUAAAUCAUAAGUGUUUUUUUAUUUUUUGAGGAUUGAAUUAUAUCAUUUGUCUUACACCAUGUUAUGAAAUACAAAUCUCCAAUAUUUUUAAUUGUGAAGUAAAAUUUAUGAUAUAAUGUAAUGUAUAAAAAAACAUUAAUAUACAUUUUAACUUUCAAAACCACAGUUAAUUCAAUCCCCUGCCAGCAUUUGCUCACUGUGAAAUUAGAAUUGACUAGGACCAAUUUAUGGAUGAUUAAUUUUUUUUAAAGAGUGACACUCUAAAAUAAAUUUAAAUUUUCAAAAGCAGUUUAUUGAAGCUCUGCUAUGUUAAAAGUCUCAAAAAAUUUAUUUUCUCAAUUUUUCACUAAUACAAUUAGGCAAGUACUUUGUGGAUCCAGAGCCAAGUGUCAGCUAUGUAUGAUGGCGCAUCCCACUGCUUCAGUAGUCGUCAGGUGCAUGGGGUUAUCUGUCUUGUACAUAUGUUAAAUCAAAAAAAUCAAUUUACCAUGCAGCAAAAUGAAAGGGAUGGUAUUUUAAUUUUAAAAAAUCUGUACUUUGUAUGAGAAUAGUCAGUUGAGAGAUUUAUUUAAAAUGUACUUUUAUAUUAUAAAUAAUUUAUUAUGUGUAACUUUACAAAGCAGUCUAAAAAUUUCAUGUUUUUUUCCAGAAUUUUUUUCAGGCUUCCUUUAAAUGGCAGCAAUGAACUACUUUAAAAAAAAAAGAAUACAAUUGAAAUAUUUUAAUAAGUUGAUUUUCUUUGGCUGAAAUCUCUGAGCCCUCAUUUGUUUUAAAAAGAGUAAAGUGACUUGCUUUCAGCCCUGUCAAUGUAAGCAUGCUAAAACUAAGCCAAUUUUUAUUUUUGAGAGAACAGGCCAGUCAUAGAAUAAAAUACUGUAUGUAUCGAUUACAGUACUGUACCAAGAAGUCAGUGCAUAUCAACUAAUUAUAUAUGUAAACAGGUGCAUGUUAAAUAACUUAGUUUAGAAAUGCCAGGGAUAAGCCCUGAAAAAUUAAUACCGGGUAUAUUGUAUUUUAUCAAAAUAGUCAAUUUAAAUCUUUUCUUAACUUUUGAAUUUUUUUUUAAUGGUUUGGUCACUUUAAGUUUAUGGCUUCAUUUAUAUAAGGAUAAACUAAGUAGUAAUGUGUUAGCAGCCUCUUGUUCUUUGUGUUCUAAUCUUCUGAGGGAUUAUGGGUGCCUGACCAGAUAUUAUCCACCUAAAUAUUGUCCACGCUACAUUCUCACCCAAGCCUUGAAAAACCACCCCAUUCCCUGCUUCACGCAGAAUUGGGCUCAAAACUUAUCUCUGGCCAUAAUUCCUAAAUGGGUUUAGGUGAUGCAUUACUUAAUGAUCUUAACUGCUAAAAGGGUAUUUAUUUUUUUAGCAGAGCUUUCAUAGCUGUUAGAUUAAUACAUUUAAGUGAUGAUUAUGAAAUAAGAUAAUUGAAGAGACAGUGUUGGAAGCAAAUGUAUAUAUGUAGGUAAGUUUAAAAAGUUGAAUGCAUGAAUCUGUAUCAAUAUCAGCUUUUAACUAAUGUGGCAUUUUUCGAUCGGCAAAUUAUAUUAUCUGUAAAAAAAAAUGAUGUUCAGCAAAGUUAUUACAUGGUGGUCAGAAUACAAUGUGAGUUGUCAGGGCUGUGAGUCAGUAAAAUUCUCACUGUUCAUAUGUCUUCAAGUUUUACAAAUCCAGCAAGGACAGUCUGACUCCACAGCCCUGAUUGUUAUAUUACUGACUGCAAUAAUAGAAUACCAUUUUAUGUCUUUUUUUUCCUUUUUUUUUUAUAAAUGAGGAAGAACAGAAUUAAUAUGUUUGGUAUAUUUCUCCUGUUUAUUUGGAGCUAGAAAAAAAAAAACAAGCUAAGCUUUCUUGAACUGUAUUUUUAAGGUAGAAUCCAUAGUUUGAUGUAAGAUACUCAAUUAAAUUUAAAUGUCUAUUGCAUAUUUGAAGCCUCCAUAUCUGUUGAUGCGAAUCUAUUUUUAUUCAGUCUCCUAUUUUAACACCCUUCUUAUUAUUGGUGUAUUAUAUUGUACAGAUGUGUUAUUUUUAAACGAUGAACAUUGUGUUGAUUUAUUUGUUUCUGAAAGAUUCAUAUCAUAUAUAUAUAUAUUAUAUUAUACUCCUUGGCCAUUCCUUCUAUGUUUUUUUCUAGCUGCUAACAUUUGUUGGUCAUUAUCACUAUGCAGUACCUCCAUGUUUAUAAACUGUUAAUGAGAUUACUCAUGCAUUCUUUACAUCAUUACUCUGAAGCCAGGGCUGUUUAACAUUGUUUUGUAACAAUUGAGGACUUUGAUAGUCUGAAGCCUAAUGUAUAAGUUUCCUCAACAAAAAAAUAAUUAUUUUUUAAGAUUUUAAAAUGCAUAAAUUAAAAAAACUACAUUUGUUUAAAUAAAGAGCAUGAACUCGCCUGAAAUCUAACCAUGGAUGCUAUGGGAUGAGAUAAAGACCACAUGUUAAAAAAAAACUGUUUGAAGGGCUCAUAGUUAAUCAGCUGGCUGAACUUGAUGUUAAAAUGAGUACAUUUUUUGUUUUGAGUUAAAAGGUGCCACCUUUACUAUAUUUACUUAGUACCAUGGGCAGCGUUCUGCUCUCAUGAUAAGACAUGUCUCCUGUUUAUCUCUGUAUACAUUUUCAAUGUCUAAUAAUCUCUGGGUGAUCUUGAUUGUGUUAUUUCAAUGAAAUCCAGUAAUGUCUGUAGUGCCUCUAUGUAUAAUCAUCUUAAGUAGUACUGCACUCAUGUACAAUCGUCAUUGGUACCUGGCGCAUACAGAUGACUCUAAAUUUAUGUUAGGUACUUUUCAUACAAUUUUAAUGCUAUCUGGCAUUUUUAGAACUUCAACUGUUACUAAUCAAUAGCGUAAGUCAUUAUUGCCAUACCAGUCUCUGCUACCUUUACUUUGAAAAUAUAACAUAAAAAAGGGAAAUGUAAAACACCAAACAACCCAAGUGCUUGCAGUAGCUACGGUAACGUGACUCCUCUAUUUAAUGACUCUGAACUUGUCAUAUGUCAUCCAAAGUGUGUCAAUGGAUGCAGCUUGGAUUUCAUAGUAUUAAUGUACAAUCAUUUGUGAGUACAGAAAUCACCAUGGACCAUGAGAGCUGUGUUCAAUUCCUUGCCCCUAGUGUCUGUAUCUGUAAGAAGCUGAUGUACCCUAUUAACUUCAGUAUUGACUUACUAUUUAAUCAGUAUCAUCACAUUCCUAUUUCCCACUUUGUUUUUUUUCUUGUGUUCUUCAGUUCAUUUAGAACUGAUUGGGCUUAUGGUGUCCAUACAAAGUAUCCAUCUGGAUUUAAUCUCUAAUAAUUCAUUUAGAUAUAUUUAGCCCUUAGUACCCACAAAGCUAUGCUGCUAAAAACUAAUUUGAUUUUUAUAUGUCUUGAAAGAGCCAAGUCCUAUUUCCAUGGCAUUGUUAUUACAUUUUUAUGUCCAAUCACUGAGGCACAAUUACAAUUUAAAACACGUUUACUCAAACACAUUAAUUCAAUAUAUUCUAUUCAUCUCAUUAAAUGAAACAAUACAUGCAUCAUACCUUAUAACCUCUUCCUACUUUAAAUUUACCUUUGAAUCAAUCUUUUGUUGUUUCAGUUUAUUAAUUCUUAUUAAUAUUUACCUAUUAUCAGUUGUUAUAUAAACUCUGUAAAAGGACAUAUUUUACCUGGACUGUUUCGGCAGUGGUUGUUGUACUUACUCAUGUAAUCAGUGUAUAACAAAACAUGUUUUACAGUAACAAGAAGGAAAUGGCUUUGUUGGACAAUUUUGGUAAACACGUUCUAUACACUGAUACAAUGGUGUACUACAGGGCUCAUCUCCAGUGAUUGAGUCUCAUUCUUGAUGCUAAAAUGUCAAUUUAUAAAUAACAAAGGUAUUAUCAUUUUUAAACGCCCCCCCCCCCCCCUUCCCCCCUUUCUAAAAACAUUCCACUGUCACAGUGAUUGAAACUUUGAAACUCUUCAUAUUGUCAGCUGGUGCCAGUAGCAUGAUGGCAAGUGACACAACCAUUAGAAAAUGACACCAUACAUCAAGUUGAGCUUCACCUAGAAAGCAUUUAGAGUUCAGCCAGAUUUUAAAAAAAAAAUUGAUGCUUUAGGUCUCUUGUUGUCUUUAAAAUAAUUAAACUGACAAAAUUACUACUAAAUAUAAUGCAUAUCUAGCCUUUUCUUAAAACAAAUCAAAGAAAAAGCAAUUUAUAAAAUAAACUUUAACAAAAAUAAAAAUGUUUAAUAUAAUUUCAUAUUAUAACAAAGAGUGGGGAUUUUAUUGUGUAAUGAUAGCCAAAGUCUGUUCAAUUAACUGCAACUAUAUACCCUUAUAUAGAUAGUGGUCAAUAUAUAAAGUGGGUUUAUGUAACUAUUUUGUAUUACACCAAUACUGUGUAUCGGGCAUGAUGUCAUGUUCACACAGCCUUUUUUUGUUGUUGCAUUUUUAACAAUAUAGUGCAUUUUUAUUUUACUCUUUGUAGAAAUGCAUGUUUCAAUACCAACACUGUAUUUUGAUGGUCUGGUUGAAUAGGGAGACUGGGCAUUCAGUCAGUAAACCUGGCAUUAAAUUAUUAGUGUUAGACGUUUGUGAAUAAGCGAAUCUUGUCUUGAUUUUGUAAAAGAUUAAAAAUGUGUGGGUUCGUCCCGGUGUGUAGAGACAUGAAUUGGAUAAUGUGUAUAUAACUCCAAAUUUUGGCUAGGUUGCAUGUAAAUGAAGGAACAAUUAAUUCUUGCUCUUGUAAUCUUAUUGUUGCAAAUGAUAGAUUUACAUAUCUUGUUCAUCUGGAUGGAAUUUUGUCUUUAAAGAUAUGUUGUACAGUCUAUACUUGGUUGAAAUUCUUCACUAUUGAGACUUGUUGUUUAAACUAUUUAAAAAAUGGUGGAGAUGUUAAUGAAAAUUACCUCCAAUGUCUUGUGUUGAGUCAGCCAUUUUGAUAAUCCAAUGAUAAGAAUUGGUGCCAAAGAAAAUGUUAAGUCUAAAAAAUAUUUGCAUGAGUAUAACUAGUUGUAGAUUCAUAUCUUGUUAAAUAGGAACACUUCAUGUCCUGUAGAUUUGAUGGCUAAAAUGUUUUUCCCAAUAUGUAUGUAUUCUUGAAAGAAUAUGACCAAUUUUAAACCUCUUUUUUUAUGUAUGAUGUAUUGAUGAAACGAAACAUGAACUUAACUCUCGUGAGAAAGAUAACUUUUUUAUUUAAAAAAAUCUCAUCUUUAAUUUGGUGUAAUUUGAAGAAAGAUUUCUUUAAAAAUUUUGUGAAUGAAUCUUUAAUAUAUAUUAUUAUAUUAUUGUGCAUGCUAUUAAUUUCAAAUGAACUUGUCACCAUAAAGUGCAAUACAUAUGUCCUAAAUAAAAUUUUUAUUUACUUAUUGUAUUAUUGGACCAUUUUAGUAGUUGUAGAUAUAUCUUAUGUUGAGAACUCACUUUUUAGCUUAUUUGUUUUCCAACAUAGAUUUUCAUUUUCUGGAAUCAGACAUGUACUAUCUGAUCUUAUGAAAAAGAAAUUUGGCAUUAAGGUAUGCAAAUAAUUUAAGUUACAUUUCUACAUUUUAGCAAAGAUUUAAAAAAAUAGCUUUUGAAAUUUCUUUAUUUAAAAAAAAAUAAUAAGUUUUGGCAAAGUAAAUUUUAAAUGCAAAAAUGGACAAUUAAAUUAGAACCAAUUUUGUGUGGACCAGAAACAAGCGGAUAAAAAAAACAACAGAGAUAACUAUCAGGAAUUUGUCUAAAUACUUUUUUUUACCAUCAAUAGAACAAUUGCCAUGCUAUUUGCAGACAUACUUCAAAGAUUUUAAAGUAAUACAAGCUUAGAUUUAAAUACUUUCCUUUCAUCUUUAAUUACCAGAAUUUCUCUCUCCAUUGAUGUAAAAAAAAAUACCCUGAGAACAUUGUAUCAUUGUACUUAAUUGAAGUAUUUUGGCUGGGUUGGGG